AAAGGAUGCUGUAGUUACCAAAAUACAAGAAGCUGCAGAAAGAACUGCUGCUGAUGCGAAAGAUGCAAAGGAUAAAGCAAUUUCUGAUGUUAAAGAUAAAAAAGAUAAAAUUGCCGAUACAACGAAAGCAGCUGGCGAAAAAAUAACAACGGAAACAAAGGAGAUAAGUGAAAAAAUAAAAGUAACUGCGGCAGACAUUACGCAAGAUGUUAAAGAUAUUAAAGAUGCAGCAAUAAAGGAAGUGGAAGAGGAUACAACAUUAGUGAAAGAAAAAUUAGCUACAGGCACUGAUGUUGUAGAAAAAGCAGACAGAGCUAAGGAUAAAAUGUCGAAAGAAGCGAAAAAAGCCAAAGACAAAACUAGUGGCUUUUUCUCUGGCAUAUUUAAAGGCGUCAAACAUGGCAUAGAAGAUGCAACUGAUGACAUCAAAGAAUUUGUGGAUGAGACGAAGAAGGAAGUUGCGUUGGAAGAAGAACAUGCAAAAGAUAAAGUUACCGCGGAUCUCAAAGAUUUGAAAGUUAAAAGAGACAUUAUGGUUACAGAAAUUCAAGAAACGACAGAUAAAACUGCUGCUGAUGCAAAAGAUGCAAAGGAUAAAGCAAUUUCUGAUGUUAAAGAUAAAAAAGAUAAAAUUGUAGAAGACAUAUCCAAAAAAUCUGAUAAAAUUGCCGAUACAACGAAAGUAGCUGGCGAAAAAAUAACAGCGGAAACGAAGAAGAUAAGUGAGAAAAUAAAAGUAACUGCAGCAGAUAUUACGCAGAAUGUUAAGGAUACUAAAGAUGCAGCAAUAAAGGAAAUGAAAGAGGAUGCAACAUUAGUGAAAGAAAAAUUAUCAGCAGGUACUGAUGUUGUUGCAGAGACUGCAGACAAAACUAAGGACAAAAUGACGAAAGAGGCGAAGAAAGCCAAAGACAAAACUGGUGGCUUCUUAUCCGGUAUAUUUAAAGGCGCCAAACAUGCUGUAGAAGAUGCAACUGACGAUGUCAAAGAAUUUCUGGAUGAGACAAAAAAGGAAGCUGCAUUGGAAGAAAAGCGUGCUAAAGAAAAAAUACCAAUAUUCUUGAAAGAUGUAAAAGGUAAAAAGGAUGCUGUUGUUUCUGGAGUUCAAGAGACCGCAGAAAAAGUUGCUGCCGAUACAAAAGACGCAAAAGAUAAAGCAAUUUCCGCCGUUAGAGACAAAAAAGAUGAAAUUGUAAAAGAAGUCUCCAAAGAUACUCAGAAAGUCGCCGAUACUACGAAAGCAGCUAGUGACAAAAUUACAUCGGAAACGAAAGAGAUAAGUGAGAAAGUAGAAUCAACUGUGGUAGAUGUUGUUCAAGAUAUUAAAGAUACUAAAGAUACAGCGAUUAAAGAAGCGGGAGAAGAUAUAAAAUUAGUCAAAGACAAAGUAACUGCGGGUGUUGAUGCGGUCAUAAAAAGUGCAGAGGAUAUCAAGGAUAAAGCAGCGAAAGAAGCAAAGAAAGGGAAGGAAAAAACAAGUGGAUUUUUCUCAGGCAUAUUUAAAGGUGCAAAACAUACUGCAGAACACGCGACUGAGGAUGUUAAAGAAUUCUUAGAUGAAACGAGAAGAGAAGCUUCAUUAGAAAAAGAAUAUGCUAAGAAAGAAAUUUCCGUGGGUCUCAAAGAUUUAAAACAUAAAAAGGAUGUUGUAGUUACCAAAAUACAAGAAACUGCAGAAAGAACAGCUGCUGAUGCGAAAGAUGUAAAGGAUAAAACAAUUUCUGAUGUUAAAGAUAAAAAGAUAAAAUCGUAGAAGAUAUUUCCAAAGAAGCUCAUAAAGUUGCCGAUACAACGAAAACAGUUAGUGAAAAAUAACAGCAGAAACGAAGAAGAUAAGUGAGAAAAUAGAAACAACUGCGGCUAAUAUUACGCAGGAUGUUAAAGAUACAGUAGUAAAAGAGUUGAAAGAAGAUACAACGUCAGUGAAAGAAAAAU
Cataglyphis hispanica is the source of this 1935-nucleotide messenger RNA. Its product is annotated as reticulocyte-binding protein 2-like. The record is from RefSeq and is a predicted model, not a curated record. The transcript has 2 exons. The coding region runs from base 326 to 1753 and encodes 475 amino acids. Lineage: Eukaryota; Metazoa; Arthropoda; Insecta; Hymenoptera; Formicidae.